AUGGGCGCCAUGAGGCGACGUGGCAUCGCCUUGCUUGCCAUCUCAGCGGCCGUAGGCGUGUGUAGCCCACACCUGGCGCUGUCCUUGCCGGAGAAGUCUUCAAUAGAUGCGCUGGCCUCUUUGCUGUCGGCCCUGGUCAACCUGGGCGCAGCGGCAGCGAUGAUCUUGGCAGUCAGCAAGCUGGCGAAGAUGGACUUCCAGCAGGGCCUCAACCAGGACAUCCCUGGCUUGGGCAGGCAGACGUCGCUGGGCCGGCAGGUGUCUGUGGCCGAGGGGCUGCCCAACGCUUUCGAGAUGAAGGGGGAGGGUCGGGGCAGCUCGACAGUGCUGCAGCCGAAAACCGGAGAGUCCAUCGUGGUGCAGGACACUGCAGAGGCGGUGAAGGCUAUGAAGAGUGUGUUCAUGAGGCUUUGCCAGUCCUCCAAGGAGCAGAUCUCCGUCAGCGAUGUCGUGAAGGUUCACAACCUCUUGGGCGAGCCCAUUGACGCUGAGGAGCAAAAGCAGCUGAUGGAUUUCUUCAAAGCGACAUCGAAGUCGACACCUUGCAUCAGCUUUGACAUGUUCAUGCGCUGGUGGAACGAACUGCAUGACAGCUCCACGGACCCAGACCAGUAUUAUACCAAUGAGCGAUACCGACAGCGCUUCAAGGUGCUCCACUCGCGUCUGAAAGAUGCGAAGAUGGCUCAAAUUACAUCAGUGCCAGAAGGGGACCCAAGCUCUCGGCGCUUCCGGGUUUGGUUCGAGUGUGAUGGGCAGCGGCUGUCCCCCUGGCACGACAUCCCUCUUCGCAACCCGGAUGGCUCUUACAACUUCAUUUGCGAGAUCCCAAAGUGGACUAGGAAGAAGUAUGAGAUCGCAACAGGCGAGGCGAUGAACCCCAUCAAGCAGGACGUGAAGAACGGCGUCCUUCGCGAAUACAAGUGGGGGGACAUGCUCUUUAACUACGGAGCCUUCCCACAGACCUGGGAGGAUCCAAAACACGUCUCGGAGGACACGGGAUAUCCCGGAGACAACGAUCCGGUGGAUUGCAUCGAGUUGGGCUCCCGGCAGCGGCCAGUGGGGUCCAUCACCAGCGUAAAGAUUUUGGGGGUCAUUGCCAUGAUCGACGAUGACGAGACAGACUGGAAAGUUCUGACCAUCGCCAUGGAUGAUGAUAAGGCGCAGAACAUGCAUGACCUCGGGGACGUCGAUGCGCAUUUCCCGGGCAUGACUGCAGCCUUGACAGACUGGCUGCGCUUGUACAAGACGGCGGAUGGCAAGAAGGAGAACAAGUUCGGCUGCGGCGGCAAGCCACAGGGCGCCGCCUUCGCGAGGAGGGUGGUCGAUGAAACCCAUAACCACUGGCGCAAGCUCAUGGCCGAUGCCGACGAGAAGGGGAAGGUCAAGAAGGUGGCAAGUGGCAACAACCUCUUCACAGACCUUGCGCUGGGUGAGGACGAUUGA
This is a messenger RNA of Effrenium voratum, 1443 nucleotides long. The record is from the annotation of a GenBank genome assembly. NCBI's taxonomy places the organism in Eukaryota, Dinophyceae, Suessiales, Symbiodiniaceae.